AUGGCAGUGCGACAGAUGCAGAAAACAACAUUGAAAUCUACUAUGCCAGGAUUUUUGACGGAGUUAAUGAACAGACGCUAUAAAGGAAUAGAAAGCUCAGAAUUAAAGUUUUCUCUGAAGUACAGUGAUCUCAAUGUUUCAAAGAAACCCGAAACCUCUGUAUGGACCACACAAAUAAAACAGGCGCCAGAAGUUGGAUCCCCAAGAGAAAUGGUCGACACAGCAUCAGCUCUGGAUCUAUUCCUGAACUGGAUAGUGUCCACACCAGAUUUACCAAACUUUGACUACGCAAUUUUGUUUUCUGGAUACAAUCUAACUUAUGGAGGUUCAGCUUCAAAUACAGGCCUGUCUUAUCCUUCAUCAGUUUGUCAAAAUAUAUCGCUGAUGGCCACAACUAUGGGAGGACCUGUAGCUGUAGUGGAGGAAUCAUUUUCUGAUAUAAGAUCAAUUGGCAUUGCAGCACAAGAACUUGGAAGAAGUCUUGGUGCCAGAAAAGAUUUCGAUGGUAACAACUGUUUUCCAUUCAACCUGAACAUUAUGACUUCAAAAUUUACUUUUCCGAGUAAAAAUAAAGCUCCAAAUUUAUGGAAAUUUUCAUCAUGUUCCAUUGAAUACUUUGAGAAGUACAUCACAGAUCUUAUAAAUAUAACGACAGAAAAUUGUUUGUGGACAGCAGAGCCAUCAGAGUACAUUGGUAAUGUACCAGAAUUCUUACGUCAGAGGUCAGCUGACAUGGUAAACAUAGAUGACCAAUGUAGAACUGUUUAUGGUCCAGAAUCAUUCCUGUGUAGGGCUUUGCAAGGGUCUGAUCUUGGUUCAAUAUGUUAUGGGGCAUACUGUUAUGUACCACAGUCCCAGAUAUGUAGCUUGAUACUUCCUGGAGAUGGAACUCUGUGUAGUAACAAAUCUCUAUGCUUUGAAGCGAGAUGCAUUUUUGCUGAAAGAGCCAAUGAAACGCUUGAGGAUUGUCCUUUUGGAGAUCAGCCGUUUAUACCACCCAAUAAUGAUAUAUGUAAGGAAAGGAUAUCCGUUCGCGGGUUUGACUGUUAUCAGCCACAGAUCAGAACCACUUGCUGUCAAUCCUGUGCUGAACAGUACACUGGUAUUGGAGGAUGCGAAUAUGGUGAUAGAUGGUCAUUGUGUAAUGCCAGCCUGUGUGCUACCUACGAUAAUUAUACACGAGAUGUACGCUGUUGUCGUAAAUGUAGUAUAAAACCAUACUCGAAAUCUUCUAUUAUAACAUCGACUGCAACUGAACCUACAACAGAAAUGGAAAUGACUUCAGUAACUGAAGUUACUUUCGGAACACCAGAAUCCGAAAUGUUAACAGAACGAACCACAACAGAAAUUAUAAGGAUCUCCGAUAGUACUAAAGACAAUAAAAGGACAACAUUUAAUUUCGCAACUUCCGGUCAAACAUCAAGAUCAGUCAUACCACCAUUUGUAUCCACAGAUAUCCAAUCAUUUUCGGAUACACCAAUGUCUAGCAUACAGGAGUAUUCGACUGGUACUGAACUGGUUUCACAAAGAUCGAGCUCACAGAGGUAUACAACUGGUACUGAGUUUGAUUCAACAAUUUCAAGUACCAGAAUACAAAAGUAUUCAACUGGUACUGAAUAUCCUCUAACAAAGGCGAGCACAAAGAAAUAUUCAACUGGUACUAUGGAUUUGUCAGCAAGUGAUGUGGCGUCGUCUCCCACGAACGCCUUCACAGAAAUCAUAGUCACAUCGAGUACUGACAUCAGAAAAGACACAUCCAGAGUUACUUCAAUGAGCUCAACUCCCAUUUUUCCAAAAACGACGACCAAAAUCCAAGACACUACCAUAGUAACAACUAUUGUUUCUACUCCAACCAUCUUGACCUCAAUGGUAUACAGUACAACACCAAUGACUUCAACAACCAAUGCUGUGACAUCACCACCAACCUUCAGCACCUCGACACAGACUACUACUAGUAACACUCAUUGUUGGAUGUUAUGUACAGGAUUAAGUUGGCACUCAGGAUGGUGGAGACGUCCAUGGAGAACAGUUAAACGUAAGAAACCGUUUCGAUCUAGAUAUUGGAUGCAUUCAUCUUCUAAAUGGAGAAGACAUUCAGUAAAAAGAUUUAAGAAAUACAUGCGACGUUUUUCCAAGAGGAAAUAUAGAUAUGGUAUGAAGUUUUCUUAA
Molecule: messenger RNA, 2169 nt
Organism: Mytilus trossulus (common blue mussel)
Lineage: Eukaryota; Metazoa; Mollusca; Bivalvia; Mytilida; Mytilidae
Exons: 13
Coding region: 1-2169 (722 amino acids)
Biological process (GO): proteolysis
Molecular function (GO): metalloendopeptidase activity
Source: RefSeq, a predicted model, not a curated record